Messenger RNA from Penicillium paradoxum, 1155 nucleotides. Its product is annotated as 2-deoxyribose-5-phosphate aldolase. Gene Ontology annotation, molecular function: deoxyribose-phosphate aldolase activity. NCBI's taxonomy places the organism in Eukaryota, Fungi, Ascomycota, Eurotiomycetes, Eurotiales, Aspergillaceae. Bases 1 to 1155 code for a protein of 384 amino acids. Gene Ontology annotation, cellular component: cytoplasm. Gene Ontology annotation, biological process: deoxyribonucleotide catabolic process; carbohydrate catabolic process. The record is from RefSeq and is a predicted model, not a curated record. The transcript has 4 exons.
AUGUCUGCCAGACCUCAGAGACCGGUUUAUUUCUCCAACGGGGAGGCCCUCCAGACCCCCCCGAUGACUGUGCGGGUCAGACGCUUUGUCGAGAGUGUAUACUACUUCCUGGGCUUGUACUUUACUUCACUUUUAUCAAUCGAUGCCUACACUGCCGCUGAGAACUCUUCUUUCAACGUCAACAACCCGAAUUAUAGAUAUCAGAAUCGUUCUCGUUGGGGAAAUAAUAUUUCCCCACAGGGGGGAGGUGGUCGUGGUGGAGGAGGUGGCGGCGAUGGUCCUGGAUUUGGUCCGCGGCGCGUGGGCCGUGUGGACGAUGUUCGUGGGCCGGAACUGGACAACCUACCCAUCAUGAGUGCCAUCCCAGCAACAGACGCCGAAUGGGCGGAAAAGAUAGCCAAGAUGAAGGAGCACCUGCCAGAGCACACACUGUCUCAGCCGCCAAUUCCAAUUCCAACAAGGGUCAAUCGCACAAUAGACCACACCCUCUUAACCACCCCAAUCGAUGCCUCCCAGAUUGACACUCUGUGCAAAGAAGCCCUCGAGCACGACUUCGCCGCCGUAUGCGUGCGACUCGAGCACGUCCCACGUGCAGUAGCCCACGUCAAGGGCUCCAACACGGCCGUUGCCUGCGUGGUAGCCUUCCCGGAGGGAACACACGAGACAGCGGAGAAGGUGCGCGAGGCGAAAGAGGCCGUUGCGCAAGGCGCCCAGGAGCUCGACAUGGUUAUCCGGUACGGGCUGUUGAAAGAAGGUCGAUACACGGAAGUGUACGAAGACGUGCUUGCGGUGCGCAAAGCAGCUCCAGCACCGAUUAUCCUCAAGACGAUUCUGGAGGCAUCCAUGCUCACAAAAGACGAGCUCCUUGAUGCGACGAUUGUGUCAUGCAUGGCUGGUGCGGAUUAUAUCAAGACCAGCACGGGAUGGAAUGGUGGUGCUAGUCUUCAGCAUAUUGCGCUAAUGCGUAUUGCGGCUGAAAUUUCCGGAAGCACUUGCAAGAUCAAGGCUAGUGGCGGUUUGCGCAAUGCUGAUGAUGUAGUGCGCAUGCUGAAGGCUGGGGCGCAUCGCAUUGGAACUAGUUCUGGGAUAAAGAUUAUGCGUGAGGUGGAUGAGGGAGAGGUUCUUGAACAAGGGGUUGGUCAUGCGGCGUAUUGA